GUCAACCCCGCGACGCGCAAAGGUGAGCUUCGACCCGAAGCCGAACCGAUCGAGAGGCCCAGCCGCCGCAACCGGAGGAGAGAGAGAGGCGGAUACACAAACACGAAACCCUAGCAAGCAAGCCCUCCACGCACAGUCAAGAAGGGAGGGGGAGGCGAUGGAGUACCCGGCGACGGCCGCCGGAUCGGGGAGCCACAAGUACUACUACCCGCAGCAGCACUCGCACUCACAGCCGCAGGCGCUUCGCCGCCCGCCGCGCCCCGCCGCUCGGUGGGUCAAGCAAUGGAUCCCGCAGGAUCUCGCGUCCUCCGGCGGCAAAUGCUCGCUCUUCAAGUGGGUCAGAGAGGAUGGGUACAGAAACUCCAAGGACAACCCCAGAGUGUUAGAUGUAGAAGCCCCCAAGCCUGAACCCACCACGGAGAUCCUCUUCCUCUGCAGCUACGAGAACUGCGGCAAGACCUUUGUUGAUGUCAGCGCGCUCCGCAAGCAUGCUAGCGUGCACAACGAGAAGCAGUAUAUAUGCAACGAGCCCAACUGUGGGAAGAAAUUUGUUGAUAGCUCCAAGUUGAAGAGGCAUUAUCUUACCCACACAGGACAAAAGGAUUUUGUCUGUCCACAUCCAGGCUGUGGUAAGGCCUUCUCAUUGGAUUUUAACCUACGGUCACACCUAAAAACACAUGCAUUGGAGAAUUAUCACAUAUGCCCUUUCCCAGCAUGUGGCAAAAGAUUUACAAGUGACUUCAAACUAGGAGCACAUGUCAAGUCACAUGAAAAGACUGGAACUCCUAUUGCAGUGCAGCAUGCGCCAGCGCCACCAGCAGAAAAACCGCGUGUCGCCCCAAAGCCUCCGACUCCAGCAACCACAAGCUAUGCUGAUCGGCCAUAUGUCUGCCCCUAUGAAGGUUGUGACAAAGCAUACAUUCACAGUUACAAAUUGAACCUUCAUCUAAAAACUCAGCACCCUGAACACGGUCAAGAGGAAAACGGUAAGGUCGGUGCUUCUGGUGGGCAGCAUGCUGCGAACGAACACACUUACCAGUAUAACUAUGCCGAGGUUGGCGAGAUUGCACCAAACCCCAAAAGGAGCAAGACGAAUCAUGGGCACAAGGUCCACUCAUCCAAAGCCUACAAUGCCAAGGUUUCGAGAGCAAUGCCUUCUGACAUUGGCGUCAGGAACCAGUGGCCAGGUAAAGCUACGUACCAAGAUGAUAGUGAAGAGACGGAAGAAGAUGGAGGCAACAACAUUGAAGAUGGCUGGAGAUAUGGCAACAAUGAUGACGAUGAGGAAACACCAGAUGAAGAUUGACCUUUAUUUAGGUUUGGAUAUGUAGAUAUAUGAGGGUGAUCUGUUGUCCUUUAGUUUCAAUGCAGUCAUGGGGAAGUUCAAGCUUUAACCUUAGGUAGUAGUUCAUUCAGAUGGUGCAUGGAUAUAUUGUACUCAGUUACCUGCUCCUAAAUGCUUUCACUCCCCUAUCUUCCAGAGCCACAUGUAUUUUAGAUAGUUUGGAUAUGUUUGCCUUGGAAUAAAUUUUCAUUUG
This is a messenger RNA of Zea mays, 1538 nucleotides long. Its product is annotated as WREBP-2 protein. The record is from RefSeq and is marked provisional. Bases 158 to 1306 code for a protein of 382 amino acids. Lineage: Eukaryota; Viridiplantae; Streptophyta; Magnoliopsida; Poales; Poaceae. Gene Ontology annotation, molecular function: DNA-binding transcription factor activity, RNA polymerase II-specific; RNA polymerase II cis-regulatory region sequence-specific DNA binding. Gene Ontology annotation, biological process: regulation of transcription by RNA polymerase II. Gene Ontology annotation, cellular component: transcription regulator complex; chromatin; PcG protein complex. The transcript is spliced from 6 exons.